Messenger RNA from Pteropus alecto (black flying fox), 1120 nucleotides. It is a transcript of the gene PTCRA, whose product is annotated as pre T cell antigen receptor alpha. The transcript is spliced from 4 exons. Lineage: Eukaryota; Metazoa; Chordata; Mammalia; Chiroptera; Pteropodidae. Gene Ontology annotation, biological process: negative regulation of thymocyte apoptotic process. The record is from RefSeq and is a predicted model, not a curated record. The coding region runs from base 81 to 1010 and encodes 309 amino acids.
GAAGACACUCUUGUGGGUGCCUCCUCCAACAGCCCACACAUCAGGUCUGCAGCUGUGUCCUGCCUCCUCUCAGGUGGGCCAUGGCCGGGACUUGGCUGCUGCUUCUCCUGGCCCUCGGGUGUCCAGCCCUGCCCACAGGUGUGGGCAGCACACCCUUCCCCUCUCUGGCCCCACCAAUCACACUGCUGGUGGAUGGGAAGCAGCAGACAUUGGUGGUCUGCCUGGUCCUUGAUGUUGCACCCCCUGGCCUUGAGAGCCCCAUCUGGUUCUCAGCUGGCAAUGGCAGUGCACUGGACGCCUUCACCUAUGGCCCUUCCCCAGCAGCGGACGGCACCUGGACUAGCUUGGCCCAACUAUCCCUGCCUUCUGAGGAGCUGGAAGCCUGGGAGAACUUGGUCUGCCACACCGGGCCUGGGACUGGGGACUCCAGCCAGAGCACACAGCCUCUACAACUGUCAGGAGAGACUUCCUCAGCCAGGACCUGCCUCUGGGAGCCUCUCAGGGAGACGCCAGGCCAGGCGCUGCGGCUGGGGGCGCUGCGCCUAUUGCUCUUCAAGCUUUUGCUGUUUGACGUGCUUCUGACUUGCAGCCGCCUCCGCGCCCUGCCCGCUGUGCGGGGGAGUCUGUCCCGAGCGCCUGGCCCGGGGGAUCCCCGGCUCCCCGCCCCGCUCACGGGCCCGCAGCCUUUGCCGAUAGGAGAGCCCUCCAACCCCACCGACUGGAGUCGCCGCAGUGAGGCGAGCACCACAGGCCGAGGGCUCAUCCGGUCUGCCCCGCCGAUGCUGCAGCCCCGGGCCACCUGCAGAGUUCACACCCGCUGUCCCGGUCCGAAUCCUAGGAGCCCAGUCUGGGAGGAGGGGACGCUCCCUACAGGGCCAGUUUGGACCUGGUGUUCUGGACCUGCCCUCAAUAUCCCAGCUUCCAGCCUUGGAGCAUUUGUAUGUGAUCUGCCUCCUCCUGCAGAUCGGAGCUUCCUGAGUUUUGGGCUUUGUCUCCCCAACUCCAGCUAAGGGUUUUCUGAGGGAAAAAGCUGCGUCUCUCCCAACAGACUGGGAGCCACUUGAGGGUGGUAAUUGACCCAGGCACUGGGAUAUUUGAGGUGCAAUUAAGGGAGAACUUC